Messenger RNA from Rotaria sordida, 1860 nucleotides. Lineage: Eukaryota; Metazoa; Rotifera; Eurotatoria; Philodinida; Philodinidae. The record is from the annotation of a GenBank genome assembly.
AUGGAUACAGAUUCGAUUAUUACAAAAGGUGAAUCAGAAUCCGUCAUCGUAGUAAAUGAUGAUGUUAAUGGACCACCUGUUAUUCAAGAAUUUUUUUCAAAAUUGAAUAUUAAUAUUGAAAAGAAUCGAUGGACUUGUUGCUGCAAUAUUUGUUCAUUAUCAGUUACAGCUACAUAUAAAACAACUUCGAAUUUUUUAAAGCACAUAAAAACUAAACAUCGAUUAGCAUUUGAUGAAUGGAAAGAUUCGACCAAUAAUAAACGUCAACAGCUUCUCACCAACAGUCUCAUUCGAAAUCUUAUUAUUAAUAUGAGUCUUCCAUUAUCGAUAGUCGACAAUGAAUCGUUUAUGAAUUUUAUGUUAGAUGUUGAUCCAAAGUACAAAAUGAUUAAUAGACGUGAUAUUACACGUUCGUUUCUUCCUAUUAUGUAUAAAAAAUGUAUAAAAAAGCUACAGGAUAUUUGUAAUCGAUCAAAAUAUGUUAGUCUCACUCUUGAUAUAUGGAGUGAUCGUAGAAUGCGUAGUUAUUUUGGCAUUACACUUCACACAAUUAUUGAUGAUCAAUAUAAAACUUAUGUUCUUUCGUUCGAACGUCUAAAAGGUAAACAUUCUGGUGAUAAACUUGCUGCUGAAUUUGAUCGUGUUAUACAAAUGUACAAUUUAAAGGAUAAACUUGUUAGAAUAGUUACUGAUAAUGCAAGUAAUAAUCAAGCUGCAUUUGAUAAUCUUAUAUUACCCGGUUUUGAAGAAUAUUUUAAUGAUAUUGAUGAUGAUCAAUCUGAACGUGAAACAAGUGAUGAAGAUAGUGAUAAUAAUGAAUUGUACGAAAAUAGUCAAUUACAAGCAGAAGAAGUAGAUGAUGACAUAUAUGGAACAACACUUAAUACACCAGCUGAACAAGAAUUUUUACGAUUACCAUGUUUUAGUCAUUGUCUUCAACUUGUUGUUAAUGAUGGAAUUAAAGCUGCUGGUGGUGCAUUAUCAUCUCUUAAAAAAGUAGCUGAUCUUGCUAAACUUGCACAUACAAGUACAUCAUUUGCAGAACGUUUAGAAGAACAAAAGUACAGUAUUCCUCUUGCUAAUCGAACUCGAUGGAAUUCACAAUUUCAAACUGUGAAGAAAGUUAUCAGUAUUCCAUCCUUCAUUCUUAACUCCAUUUUAACUGAUUUAAAAAAAAAUAAUCUUAUUCUUAAUACUAAAGAUAGAAAAAUUUUAGAAGAUUUUGUUUCUUUAUUUGAACUGUUUAAUGAAGCUACUGUUCUAACACAAGGUGAAUUUUAUGCUACUGUUAGUCUUGUUGCACCUACUAUUCUUGGUAUUCUUUUUGAUCUUGAGCGUGAACAUGCUUCUUCAAAUUUAUCUCUUGUAUCUGUGUGUGAAGCACUUCUUUCAUCUUUGAAAGCUCGAUUUAGUGGACUUCUUCGUCAUUUCGAAAUUGAUGUACCAUUUGCUUUUUAUUCCAUGUCUGAACGUUUUUCUGAUCCUAUCUUUCUAAUUGCGCCACUUCUAGAUGCACGUUUUAAGUUGUUAUGGCUCGAUAAUCUUCAAUUUGCGAUAAAGUUACGUGUUAUCGAAAAAAUUUACAGUACUUUUGUUCGUUUUUUCUCAAAAUUGAAUUUUUCUGUAUCACAACCAGAAGGAGCUGAUGAGUCGAACGUAGCUGAACAAGAUAUUACUGAUAUGAUGACAAAACAUGUUGAUCCAACAACAAAAAGAAAAUGUCUUUUUCCUUACUUAAAUGAUACAAAAAAGAUUUCAUUUGAUGACAAAUCGAAAGUUUUGAGAACAGUAAUUGAAUUUGAAGUUCGUAUGAAAACUAUUGGAGGUACACUUGAAAUUAAAUCAUAUGAAAAACUAUGA